Baudoinia panamericana UAMH 10762 is the source of this 532-nucleotide messenger RNA. RefSeq lists its product as uncharacterized. The coding region runs from base 120 to 320 and encodes 66 amino acids. The transcript is spliced from 3 exons. Lineage: Eukaryota; Fungi; Ascomycota; Dothideomycetes; Mycosphaerellales; Teratosphaeriaceae. The record is from RefSeq and is a predicted model, not a curated record.
GGCGGGUUCGAGGGAAUGUAAUGGAAAGUACUGGUCGCGAGGGCGGAGCGAGGCGCAAAGGUGGCUCUCCAAGGGUCGUUUAGACAGUGAUCUUUUGCGCCGGCCGUCUAUCUCUGUCAAUGGCCUCUUUGCCUCCUCACCAGUCCACCAUCAACCGUCGCAACCGCACUCCGCAAUCAUUUAAGGCAUUUACGGUUCAACUCCACCACCCCCUCACCAUGAUCGUGCAAGGUGCACGAGUCUUCCGUGAUGUCCGCUUCUCGGUUCUCCACCACGUCCGCAAAGCAUCUCAAGAAGACUGUAUAAAGCGCCAGUCGUAGUAUCCUUAGAUUCACCUUCGGCGGCAAUCCUAGACUCUGGGCUGAGAACUCACACCGACGCGCGAUUUAUAUCCAGGGAAGGACUCCCCGCGCGAGCCUUUGCUCACCGUAACAGCGACAUUGCGGAUAGCAGAUAGCGGGGUAGAUGAACGCAUAGUUGUAGAGGGUCUGUUCACGCAAGCCGCUUGUGUCGAAUCCGGGGUCGAUGAUUC